Messenger RNA from Gastrolobium bilobum, 916 nucleotides. RefSeq names its product cytochrome c oxidase assembly protein COX19-like. The transcript has 4 exons. The record is from RefSeq and is a predicted model, not a curated record. Lineage: Eukaryota; Viridiplantae; Streptophyta; Magnoliopsida; Fabales; Fabaceae. The coding region runs from base 175 to 471 and encodes 98 amino acids.
GUAAAUAAGCGCUAGACACAGUCCAUUCUCUUUGGUAGUCACGUUCGCCGACGGCAAUCGUAAUCGGAGCCACCGCAUCUCCGACAAGAAUCUCGAAGUCUCUCUCGUUUGAUUUCCACUUCAAGUUCAAACUUCUUUCUCUGAUUAUGCAAAGCUCCGCAUGAAACCCUAAAAAUGAGUGCGGCAGGAGGUGCAUUUGGUGGCAAUAGGGGGCUCCGUCCAGUGCCCCCCGAAAAAGGAAUAUUCCCAUUGGACCGCAUGCAUUUAUGUGAUCUGGAUAAGAAAGAAUAUCUCAAUUGUCUAAAGACUGCUGGACACCAGUCUGAAAAAUGCAGGGAAUUCUCAAAAAAAUACCUGCUUUGUCGUAUGGAAAAGAACUUGAUGGCAAAGCAAGACUUGGCAGAACUUGGUUUUAAGGGAAGUAAUGUAGAAACUCCUGGAGAGAAAAUUACCGACAGGAUUGAUAAUUGAGACCAUUGAACCCAAAGAAUUAAGAAUGUAUAUUACUUUUGAGGUUAACUUUUGGUAAUGUCGUUUUCCCGUUGUUAUUCAAUUCAUUUGAUAAGCAAGAUGUCUAACCAUGGAAUGGUGUCAACGGUAUGUCGGUGAACAAAAAAUGAUGGACACAGUUUGUCUCAUUCCCUCAACCAGUCAUGUGGUUAUACUUACAUGGAAGUGGAUUACUAUUGCAAAGAGGCAUUUUGUUCACGGCUCUUUUUCCUUAAUGUAGUGGGCAAAAAGCAAAGCUGAGGAGCAUUUUUGGGAAUUCCAAGUUCACUACAGUUUUUUCAAUAUCAGUUCGAGAAUCAUUUGUAAUUUCUUCUGUGCCGUAAAGACAUAUUAAUAUGUGUUUAUGAACAAAUCUUUUAUCAGAUGAAUAUUUGGUCUUAAAAGUCGAAUUCUGUGCGCGAUUUAA